Molecule: messenger RNA, 3546 nt
Organism: Camellia sinensis
Lineage: Eukaryota; Viridiplantae; Streptophyta; Magnoliopsida; Ericales; Theaceae
Source: RefSeq, a predicted model, not a curated record
AGCAGCAUAUUCUGGUUGAGAUAGAGAGAAAGGAGGGGGAGAAAGAGAGAUGGGUAGCAAGAAGAAAAUAUUGAGCAAGUAUUUCAUACACGAGCAUACAUUGGAACUGAACGAUCAUAAGGCGGAGGACAACAUAGGUGAUGAUUGCAUUGUGUGCGGAGAAUCCGUCUCGAAUGGGCAAUACUAUCGUUGCAGUGUAUGCCCUAGUACACUCAUCCAUCACUAUCCCUGCUCUGAAAUUCAAUUCCAAAUCGAUCAACACCCCUUUCACCCUCCUCACCGCACCCUUUUGUUUUCCCAAAAAGGCUAUCCAAACCUCUUUUGCGAUGCUUGUGGUCGCUGUUGUUCUUUCGGAACUUACAAGUGUGGUGACUGUGAUUUUGUCCUCGAUGUCAAAUGCGCUCUGCUAACCAAUAACAACAGCCACCACCACCACCAACCCAAUCACUUCCAUCCCUUGAUAUCUUGUAAAAAUAAGUAUAAAUUUUUUUCAUAUACAUGCUGUUACUGCGAUAUACGAAUCGAUGGAGAUUGGGUCUACGCAUGCCUAGAGUGCAAGGGUUUUCUCGACCAUUCAUGCGCUGAGUUGCCCUGGAAAAUCGAGCACCCGUUUCACUCCUUGCAUCCUCUCGUCCUCCUCCACCGGCAAACCUCAGAUUGGCAACUGCACAGGUGCAGCGUCUGCUCAGGUGAGCAGGCAAUCUAUUUCGCUUACCACUGUCUUGACUGUGGGUUUGUUUCAGACUUUCAUUGUGCUGGUUUGAAACCGGAACAAGCUCAGACUCAGAUUCAAAUUCAACAAUUCACCCACUCACAUCCCUUGGUUGUCUGCAAAAAAUUUUGGAAAGUUCCCUUUUCGCCGCUGCUAUGCGUGCCGCCUCUCCUUGUCCGAUUCCAUCUAUUUUUGCCCUGAAUGCUGUGUCCUGCUUCACGAAUCCUGUGCUGAUUUGCCUCCAGAAAUCAAUCACCUCCUUCACCCUAACCACACUCUUACCCUCCGCAACAAUCCGCCUAGUCCCAUUACAUUUUCAUGCCGACAGCAAUGUGGGGCAUGUUUAAGCUAUCUUGGUGGUAUUUUCUAUGAAUGUUCCGAUUGCGAAUGGUAUAUGGAUGUUAGAUGUGCUUUCUUGUCAAAACCCACCCUUAUGAGGUCUAAAAUUCACCGCCACCCUCUUGCUUUGGUCUGCGGGGAAGAUAACGCUCGGGUAUAUUGCUAUACUGGCAGCAAUCUCUGCUUGUCGCGUAUCCCUUUCUUCCGUUGUGUGUGGUGCAAUGUCAAUCAACAUGUCCAUUGUAUUUCAGCAUUACCGCCUACCCUCAAAUACAAUAAUCAUGUCCAUCCCCUUACCCUCACCUAUUGUCCAAUUAAAGACCGGCCGGAUGAAGAUGAUAACGCAGAGUUUUACUGUGAUGCUUGUGAAGAAAGAAGGGAUCUAGCGCUACCAACUUAUUAUUGUAAGGAUGGAUGCCAGUUCGUUGCUCAUCCUCAUUGCGUGGUGUCUGAGAUCAUACAUAGUCUAGAAGAAGAGUGGUCAAAGCAUGGAAAAGUUGAGGAGCUACGUGCACUAACAUUGAAAGAAUUUUUAGAUUCAUUUACAGAGGAUGAGAACAAAGAAGUGCAAGGUCUUUUCAAAGCCUACAAAAGGAGUGUUCAAGGAGAAAAAGGCAAGAUCUUGCUAUGUUUAUACCCAGGACGGGGAUGAGGAUGAGGAUGAGGACAACAAAACAGAUAUGAUCAAGGUCCUGAUGAAAAAGUUUGUUUCUGGAGUCACAUUGCCUAGGGAAAAUUGGGAUUCCACAUCAAAGGUUAUUGAGGAUGGAAACAACAUGAUUUUGGAGGAUCGGGUGUCCAUCCUAGAAGUCUUGCUUUCCAAAUUCGGGGACUUCAGUAAGAGUUCAAGACUUGGUACAAAGGCAACGAUGUUAUUCACAGUGACAGUAUGUGAAGCUGUACACGACAUAUGCAGCACCAGGAUCGGGGAAAUAACUACAAGUCAACUUUUGAUCUGGCUUCACUCCUUCGCUCUUGCUCAAUAUGCAGGCUUUGAAAUUCAGUUUGUCAUUGCUCGUUUGACAGAACUGGUGCGUACUCACUUUGGUCGCCAAGCUGAUUAUGACAUUCCUGUAGACCUUGAGCUUGCCAAAAUGGGUGUCCCGAUUGCGACACAACUUGCAGUCGUAGAUUCUAAAGAGCUCACCAAUAUUGAACAAGAUGGAGAAACUGAUGAUGAUCUCUGGAAGAAGGUAUCUUGGCAGCUAACCAUUAUGAAACUAGAUGAAACCAUUGAAGAUCUUAAAAAGAAGAAACAGGCACUUUUGAAGAUGCAGGAGGUUAGGUGCUUAAGAAAUGAGUGCCUGGGUGAUGUUCUAGGCCUAAUGGGACAAAUGGCAGGCGCAAGCCUAUUGUGAAAGGGUCUACUACUACUAGCAACUACCAUUGUUGCAGCAGGUUUGUGGUCCUUGGCUCUUGCGUUGAUUUGAUUAUGUCAUUUCGUAUGAAUCAUUAUGUACACGUAACCAACCACAUAAAAUAGAGGCCCAACACUCCAUUGAUCACAAUUAUUCUUCACUUUAAUUCCUAUUGUUUCAAAUUAAACUAUUUGGUCCGUAAAAAAAGUUUUUCAUUAGAAAAUAUUUUUCGCCCAAACAAAUGGAGCGUACAACAUUACUCUCCCAAAAAAUCUCAAUUGCUCUACAAUUAAUAAUGUUGCUGAAAUUUUUUGUGAGACAAUGCUAAUUACAUCAAGACUCAUUUAAAUUAAAUAGUUGAAAUAAAAAUAAAUAGCUUUUUGAGAGCAUCACAUACAUAAAAUAAAACCCCCCAUAAUACUGAAGUUAUAUCCCACUUUCUCAUUUACGACCUAAAAAUUAGGCACAACGUGGGCAAUAUUUUACAGGGCCAAUUUGGUCAUAUGCAUAGACAAUUAGAGAUGUGUUGUAGAUAGCCUUCACCAGAUAGCCUUGGCACCUAGUCAAAACAGUUUCAAAAAAAAAAAAAAAAUUACUGAAAAUGAAAUAUUAAUUGAAAAUGUAAUUGGAAUUUUUUUUGAUGUAAUUACCAACAAAAUUAAAUAAAUAUAGAGCGAAAAAUAAAUAUUGGGUAAAAACAAUCAUCACAAGAAGACACCAAAAUUUACAUAAUUUAACAAACUCUGUUUACGUUUACAAAUAUUUUUUUCUCAUCCUUUAUCUUGAAUAACAUGUUUGUAAAAUAUCCACUAUCACUAAAAUAAUACUGGCUGGCUACACCGGAUCUCAAAAUUAAUAGAUACGCAUAAUUUAGUAAUUUUGUUUUCUUUAAAGAAAUUCAAACUCAUUAUAAUUGAGAAAACUUUUUCAACUAGAGUAGCUGAUUGUUGAUCAUCACAUUUUAUUUUUUUUCUCCCCCAUAAUAAAAUAGAUUGAUUGAUAAUCAUAUCCACUCAAACCAAUUAUGCACAAGUUUGGUGAGUUCAAAGUUUCAUAACAAAAUAUCUUUAUAAAUUAUCUAAAUGUUUUUGCAUAAAAACACAAUACACGCUGAUAAAUUCACAACUCUUCUUUGUG